This is a messenger RNA of Maylandia zebra (zebra mbuna), 720 nucleotides long. Its product is annotated as natural killer cells antigen CD94. Lineage: Eukaryota; Metazoa; Chordata; Actinopteri; Cichliformes; Cichlidae. The record is from RefSeq and is a predicted model, not a curated record.
AGCAAAACCACAGUCGAGCAGCAGCAAUGGAGUCUUCACAAGGACACGGAGACGGUGAAGCUAAGAGGGAAACACUUGCAGGUGCAGGAUCCUGUCAGUUUUGUCAUCUAACAGUUGGAGUGGCUAUUGUUAUAGCAGCAUUAACCCUGAUCGCAGGACUCCUAUUGUCCUUCAUUUUAUUUGUCAUAUUGGCAGCAGCACCAGAAGCAAGUCAGACAUCAAGGCAGGAACUGCUGGAGCAGCUGCAGCAGUGCCAGAAACAGCAGCGUGACGUGAACCUGAUGCUUCACACUGUCACUCAAGACUCAAGGUGCAGUUUGUGCCCUGAAAAGUGGCUGUGGUGGAUGGGACGUUGCUACUUCUUCUCAGUCGGACUGCAGGAAAAUCGGCAAUGGAAUGAGAGCGCCGAGUUCUGCCGGCAGCACAACAGCAGCCUGGUUGUAAUCGAAGACUCUGCAGAGAUGGAUUUCAUCCAAGGAGUGAUGAGGAACUUCUCCCAGGUUCCUUUCCUGUGGGUGGGACUGACAGAUGCCAAGCAGGAGGGUCAGUGGCUGUGGGGCGAUGGGAGGGCAGUCCAGCACUACAUGCAGGUGAUGGUGGAGUGGGAUUCUGAUCACAGGGACUGCGCAGACCUGAGGGGAGGCGCGAGUCUGUUCGCCGCUGACUGUGAAGAGUACGGACCGUGGGCUUGCAAGAAGGAGUACUGACACACAAUUACAA